AUGUCUUUCGACUUUUUGGGGAUUAAAAAAGCACUGUUUGGAAAUGAUACGCCUCAACCAGAACUUAAGUCUCUCAAUAUAGAGGGUGUGACACAAUUAAUUCAGGAUGGUCAAGUCAACAAAAUAAUAACUAUGGUGGGUGCUGGCGUGUCAACAGCUGCUGGAAUACCUGAUUUUCGAAGUCCAUCUUGUGGCAUAUACGACAACUUGGAAGAGUUUAACUUGCCCACUCCUAACACAAUAUUCUCAAUUGAUUACUUUCGACACAAUCCCAGACCUUUCUUUGAGAUUGCAAGGCGUUUGUAUCGACCAGAAGCAAAGCCUACGUUGGCUCAUUGUUUUAUCAGGUUACUUCAUGAAAAAGGCUUACUUCUUAGACACUAUACACAGAAUGUUGAUAGUUUGGAACGCUUAUCUGGCUUACCAGAGGAGAAAUUGAUCGAAGCUCACGGAACAUUUCACACCGGACACUGUAUUAAGUGCAAUAAACUGCAUGAUUUCGAAUUCAUGCUAAAUGAAAUUUUAGCCAAAAAAGUGCCUAAGUGUCUUGAAUGCAAAGAUGUUGUCAAACCUGAUGUUGUACUUUUUGGUGAAAGUAUGCCUAAGAAAUUUUUCAAGAAUCUUUCUUCGGAUCUCAAUAAUUGUGAUUUACUCAUCAUAAUGGGUACCUCGUUAACUGUAUUGCCAUUCUGUGCUAUGAUUCAUCGUGUUGGUAAUGAUGUCCCGCGACUCUACAUUAAUCGAGAAUAUAACGAUGGAUCUACAGAGCCUGGUUUAUCUUCAUUCAUUAUGCGGUUUAUGGUGGCUGGUUUUAAACAGAAUUAUAUGAAAUGGGGCAGGUCUGAUAAUAAACGUGAUAUAUUUUGGUCAGGUAAUGCUGAUGAUGGUGUAGUCAAAAUAUCAGAACUUCUCGGCUGGAAGGAUGAUCUUUUGAGAUUAAAAGAGGAAACGGACUCUCGCUUAAGUGAAGAGUUUAUAGCAAAGAAAUCCCAUAACAAAAUCAAUGGGCAAUGA
Molecule: messenger RNA, 1014 nt
Organism: Schistosoma spindalis
Lineage: Eukaryota; Metazoa; Platyhelminthes; Trematoda; Strigeidida; Schistosomatidae
Source: the annotation of a GenBank genome assembly